UGGGCCCAAACAUUGCAGAUAUGAUGACUGGUAUACUAGAGUCUCAAAAGAUAUUGGUUAUGUUCCACUCCUAUGAAGAUGAAAAGGCUUUAGUAAAUUUAUCAUUACACAGUGAUGGAUGCAAAAUUGAUUGUGGAGAUAGGCUGAUACAGUUGGGUCUUGCCAAGAGUAGUUUCAAAAGACUUGAGAAAUUGCAUAGCAAAAAAUUGGGUUCCCAGAAGUGGUCACAAAUAGACGGGAAGAAUGAAGCAUGUAAAUAUGAGACACUGGCCGAAGUCAAGAAACUUGGGGGAUAUAUAUCGAGAAAUAAGGAGGAAGUGACAUGUCUCGCAGUGACAUCUCCAUCUUGUAUCCAUAUGCGACAGACCUCAAUGUCCACUGUAUUCAAGGAACUUCAAGAUAAAUUAAUACAAGAGAUGCAGACUAUAACAUCAUCCGUCAGUCCUGAGAUUGGUGAUGUUUGCAUAGCCAGUUAUAAGCCAAGCACCUAUGCUCGUGUCAAGUUAUUAGAUGUGACAGAUCAAGAAUUUUUGGUGCACUUUAUUGAUUGUGGUGGAAUUCAGAAAGUUAAACAAGCAGAUCUCUUCAAAUUACCAGAAGGCUUGGCUGAAACAAAGCCACUAAGUCUUUCAGUGAGACUAGCAGACAUUAUUCCUCCAGGUGGACAAAUGGCAUGGCCAGGUAUCUCAAAGGAUUGUCUUGAAGAACUUCUAUCAAAUAAAGAUAAACUGUACAUGACGCCACAUGGAGACGUUCAGCAACAUCCAGAUUUUAAAAUUGAAGUGAUUCCAGCUUACAUUGAAUUCACUGAAGAGAAACUAGGUGGCCCCUUUGAAGCCAAUUCUGUCACGUUUGUUUCAGUUAACGAAUUACUUAUUCAAGAAGGGCUAGCAUUACCCUGCCAAGUAAGAGGCCAUUCUCCAACCCAAAAUUUACCAUACAAUGAAGAAGAAAGGAAGUCUGAAAUACUGUAUGUGCCAGCCAUAAGGGAACUCACAACACUAGAUUUGAAUAAUGCUUUUGGACAAAAGGAGUGUGAUCAAUCCAUGUCAAGUUAUGAUGAAGUGAAUGUAAGCAAAUAUUUUUCUGGUUGGAUCCCCUGUGAGCUUCCAGUAUCUUCAGUGUUUGUUGCUUAUCCAUCAUAUGUCGAUGACCGUGGAAUUAUUUAUCUGCAGCCUUUGAAAAAUAUGGAAACAUUGCAAACAAUGAGUGAGGGCUUCUCUAUACUGGUUGCUAAUUCCCUCCCAUCUGAUGAUGAUUUGUGCUGGAGUAUUGGUGAUCCUGUCAUUGCUAAAUUUUUCAUAGAUAACAAGUGGCAUCGAGCUACUGUUCUUAAACUAUUAGAGAAAGGAAACGUGUUAGUUCAGUUUGUGGAUUACGGUAACACAGAUGUAGUGAUGCUCUCAGAUUUGAGAAGAAAUAUAGUGUACGACCAAGUACCAAUUCAGUGUUGCAAAGCAGUUCUCUAUCAAACAGAACCCAGAAAUAUGCAAGGUUUCUGGCAGACAGAAGUGUUAGAUUUUAUUCACAAAUCAAUAGUCGAGAAAGAAUGCCUUGUCACAGUUAUGGAAACACCUACACCCGGAAAACCAUUACAGGUCCGUCUCUUGGUGAAAGAACACAACCUGGAUGUGAUAUCAUUAUUAGUGAACAAGAUGAAAGUAUGUAAAAUAGUUAAGCCCAUGCUAAGUUUGGAGGAAGAUUCCUGUGAUGUAGUAGUUGAAGAUGAAGCAAGUCAAAUGGAUUUUCCUUCAGUAAAUUUACCAUCUCUAAGUCUACCCAAUAAUCCCUUUGAGAAAUUUAGAGUAAAGGUCACAGCAAUUAAAGAUCCAGCUUCUGUUUAUAUUUCUCCAGUACUAUUUUCUGAGGGUACAUCAGGGUAUGAAUGCCUCCUGGAAUCAUCAGUUGCUGCUUAUCAAAGUUUCUUUUUUUUAGUUAAUAGUGAUCCCUCAUCAUAUGCAAGUGUGAAAGACCCACAGAUAGGAGGAAUAUACCUAGGGAUGUUUUCUACAGAGGAAUGGUAUCGAGUUCAGGUCAUUGCAAAGACACAGAGCCAGAUUACUGCCAUGUUUGUAGAUACUGGAAACUUGGAAGAUAUCUUAGUUAAAAACUUGCGCGAAUGUCCAGAAAUUGGCUUAAAUAUUCCUGCUAUGGCAGUUGGUGUUAAACUUCACCAAGUGGUUCCUCCUAAUCAGAGUAGAAACAUGUGGUCUGAAGAGGCCAUGAGAGCAAUGAUAGAUUGUCUUAUGAACACUAAUGAAAAAAGCUUUUUGACUUCAGUUAAGAGUAUGGAAAGUCCUCCACAAGUUGAGCUGUACCUUGAAGGCACUCAAAAAUUAGCUUAUGCUGAUCUUAUUGCCAGUGGCCUUGUGGCCAUUCAGGUGUAGUGCAAAAACCUGCAAUGAUUUACUUGCAUUUAUUUUACAUUUUCUGUACCUUUCUUAUUUUGUGUAAGAUGGGUCAAAAGCAGAAGUUUUCAGUUUGAUUUUCUGUAAGCUGGUGAUGAUUUUAUUUCCUAUAGGAUUAAGUCACAUUUCAAACUGGAGAAAUCGUGUCUUUAUUUUAUUUGUUUCAGUUUUUGUAUUUUUCAUCCAUUCUAAUAGAUAAUGUUUAGAUAAACAUUAAGCAUUUACUUGGAUUAAAUGGAAAACUUGCCUUUGUAAUUUUUCACUUCUGUUUUCAUAUAUAAAGAAUAUAAAGAAUUAAUUGACCAUUCCUGUCAUGGGUCUGGAGUGGCAACCUCCUCUCAUCUAGACAGGCAGUGCAUGAUAAGCAGUCUAAGGAUCAGAUGUUGGUGUUCUUGAUCUUGGCCCUUCUUGUAAUUUUUAUGUUUCUUUUUUCCACUCCUGUGCUCCUAAUGAUUAGAAAUGCAUAAAAAUUUUAUCAGUUGUGAAGAGACUGGGAUUGUCACAUUAUGGGGAAGGAGGAAGUCUAUGACAGCCAAAGCAAAUGAGAUGCGAGUCUCUAAAAGCAUGGUGUCAUUGUGGUGCCAGCGUGCUAAGGAAUCCGACUUAGAAAAAGCAUUGCAAUGUAAAAAAAACUAUUUUUAUGGAAUAUCCAUCAGUGCCAGCAAAGAUUUUGAAGGCAGAAAAAAACAUGUUGCUUGGAAAUGUCUCUGAAAGAACCGUACAAUAUCAUCUACCGAAAGACCUUGGUCUCCCCUCUUGCUGUUGCAAAGAACCCUCCUUUCACACACCAUGAGAAAUAAGCAACAGAAAUUUUUCAAAGUUUAUUUGCACUGGACUAUAAAGGAUUGGAAACAAGUUGUAUUUAGUGAUGAGUGAUGCUUUCACAUCAUUCAUAAUGCUAGCAAGAAGGUAUGAAGGCCCUGAAGAUUAAACCAGUUUGCGUAUGGGGGCUAGUGAUGGUUUAUAUUUCCUUCCACAUAGUACGACUGUUAAUGGAAUGAGGUAUGCUAACGCUUAUAGAAGGAACUGGUUCCCUUAAGUCACUAUUAGGUAUGAGAGUCUUUAUGCAAGAUGGAGAGCCCCCUGCCAUCAACCACUAGAUGCUAAUGAGUUCUUUAAGUAACAUAAUAUUCAAAGGUUAGAAUGGCCUGGCAAUUCACCAGACCUAAAUCCCAUUGAAAAUUGCUGGGCUUACAUAAAACAGUGACUGAAUUCCUCGGAAGGAGGGAAAACGUGUGCGCCAAAGUUGAAGGAUGCUAUUCAGAGGUUUUGGUUUGAAAAGUUUGUUGAUCAAUAUUUCAAAAGCUUGGCUCAUUCUAUGUCAAAAAGAAUAAGAGAAGUGCAUACCUAACGAUGGUGGACAUAUGCCAAAGUAUUAUUGAAUAAAAUUUAGGAGAGCAAAAACUUUUCUCUU
Molecule: messenger RNA, 3822 nt
Organism: Macrobrachium nipponense
Lineage: Eukaryota; Metazoa; Arthropoda; Malacostraca; Decapoda; Palaemonidae
Product: RING finger protein 17-like
Exons: 17
Coding region: 21-2387 (788 amino acids)
Source: RefSeq, a predicted model, not a curated record